Molecule: messenger RNA, 1206 nt
Organism: Neoarthrinium moseri
Lineage: Eukaryota; Fungi; Ascomycota; Sordariomycetes; Amphisphaeriales; Apiosporaceae
Exons: 1
Coding region: 1-1206 (401 amino acids)
Source: RefSeq, a predicted model, not a curated record
AUGGCUUCUAAUCCCACUGACCUUUCCACAGCACCGGGUUCACCCGGCUCCCCCGGCUCUCCAACCAACUCAGUGCCCAGUGACGAUGAAAGGUAUCGCGAUCUGAAACGACCUGAGGAGUCGCCAAAGCGCGAGAGUCCGUACAGGAGCAUCAACCUUAAGGCCAAAAAAGCGCUCAUCACAUGGAACGGCGCCAACGGGCAGACGGAAGUUCUCGGCUGUUGCCAAGAAGGAAAACGCUUCGUGACGAUACAUUUCACAGCGAAUAUGGACGAGCAUAUUGGCAUGUUUCGAGUCCUCAUCCCGCUUGACAGCGCCACUGUGCAAAAGCCAGUCAACCUUUACAUGUUCAUUGCCCCCGAAUCCAUUCACUCGGUCUCGCUAGAUGAGUCGGGGUCGGACAUCGCGCAAAAAGAGCUCCAAACCCAAACCCACUGCCUGCGGUUCACGCUCAGUCGGACGGUCUCUCUUGUCAUCCCCAAGAGUCUGGAUCCCACCUCCCUUGACAGCACACCGCGUUUCGCGUCUGUGCGUGCUCUUGCUUCUCAAACCGACUUCUCUAUCUACAUCCCGGCCAAGACGUGCUCCAAGCCUGAACUCAGGGCGCUUUGUGACGCUGUGUCGAGCCCAACCCCAGGCUAUAAAGCCGAUCCACGCAGUUCCAAUAUCAACAGUUUGUACGCCGGUGAAGGGGGUCAACUGCUUGAAGAUAGCCCACCCGGGUACGAGGAUCCAACUGGUCCUAUUCUUGCCCAGGGUCCUGCUGCCGAGCCCGAGCUAGACCCUGAUCAAACCCUAAGCAAAAAGAGACGACGGCGCAGCAGCUCAUCCACCUCGCAAGAGCGGCAGUCCUCAAAGAUAAUGUCUAUUCUUGAGCGUCUCACUGAGAGCGUCGACACCUUGUCAGCUCGUGUAAAUCAAAUGUCCUCUCGCUUGGAUCGUUUGGAAUCGCACAUGGAGAACAUGACGGAGAACCUGCAAAGCGAGUUUGAGCGCGCUCUGCAGGACACCCGCGAUGAGACCCAGAACACGCUGGAUGGCACGUAUGAGGACCUGCUCUGGACGGCACAGGAUAACCUCAAGGAUCAUGUGAACGAGCAAAUAGCCGAGAUGGAAGAUAGGGCGUCGAGGAGAAUCGUGCGCUCCCUGCGUAAUGCCGCCGUGACGUUGCAGCUUGAUUUAGUUAGUGAAGGCGAUAGCCCGUAA